Molecule: messenger RNA, 1347 nt
Organism: Melampsora larici-populina 98AG31
Lineage: Eukaryota; Fungi; Basidiomycota; Pucciniomycetes; Pucciniales; Melampsoraceae
Exons: 2
Source: RefSeq, a predicted model, not a curated record
AUGCAAGAAGAUUUGAAUGAUUUGAAAGAAAUGAUUCGAUUAAGAGUAGAUGGAGGACAGAUCUUGAUACUUGAAUGGGAAGAAAAAAUCAAUUCAAAGGUACCCGAAAGAGAAAGACAAAGGAUGAUGGAACAAAAUGAAGUAGAAGAAGAAGGAGAUGAUGAAGAAGAAGUUGGAAAAGGUUUGAUGGCCAAUGGAAGUAAGAGACGUAAAGUUUCAGAUCAAGCUGAUUCACUUGGAUUGACUAAAGGAAGAGGAACUAUGAAAUCCGGUUUGAUGAAUAAGCAACAAAAGAAGGCUUUGAAUCAUUUGUUACCUCCUACUUUGCCUAUCAGUUUUAAUUCUCAACAACUUCAUUCUACUAGUUCUCCAUUACAUUCAGAUGGAUCUAAUUCAAGUCAUCAUCAUCCAACUCUUUCACUUGAUCCAUCACAUCGAAUCGAAGAAUUAGAUAUCUUUAAACCUACUCAAUCUAUUCCAAGACAUUCACAGUAUCCAGAAACGUAUCAACCGACGCAAGAUUUCUUAAACCAAAGUUUUAUCAAUCCAUUUCAAUCUAAUCUUUCACAUUUACCUCCUACUAAUCUUUUGGCUGUCUCGAUGGGCUUAUCAUUCGCUCUUGGAUCGGUUUAUCAUUAUUAUCAAAUGAAAGCUUUUACAAGUCCUUUAUACACUCCUUCGACUACUACGAAUCCUCCUUCUGAUGAUCUGACUACUUAUCAUCCAGACAGUUGUGGUCAUCAUCGAGUCGGAUUUGGAAAACUUGGAGUUCUUGAUCGUGGAUUGAUGAGAGCUGGAAUCGAAACUGUUUCGAUGGCUUCAAUGGUUUUUGUUUUGUUGGUCUUGUUGAAACCAGAGUUUUUGUUAAGUUUUAUGAAGCCUUCUUAUCGUCUUUCGAGUUGCACUAAAACCAAAAACCAAAAAAAGAAGAAGGAUUUAGUGAAACAAGAAGAAGAAGAUGAUGAUCGAGUGAUAGAUGAAGAUGAUUACAAGAGCCUCAUGAAGAGAGUUGAUGGACAGAUUGGGAUGUUGGGCUUUGGAGUGGAAUGUUUUAAAGGUUUAGGUCAAUUAUCUAUCUUUUUAGGCUUUCCUCAAUUUUUGUUUCUUUCAAGUUUGAGAAUCAGUUUAGGUUAUGAAAAAGAAAAGAAGAAGAAAAUUAAGAUUUGGUUGAGGAUUGCAGAACUUGAAAGCUUGAAUGGACUUAAUCAAGUUUCGUUUUUUUGUCGAUUCUUGACGGCUUUAAAGUUGUUUAAUUUGAUUGAUUGGAAGAUGGAAAAGCAAGUUGAAGGGAAUCAAAGGAAUCAAGAAGUGAUCCGAUUGAUGAUUAUCCUUUCAUUACAUCUUCGG